GUGGCAGGCAGGAGAAGGUCUGCUUUCUGAAUGGCUCUUUGCACCAAUGUAUGUAAAGGGAAGCUUUGGGAUGAUGAAUUUAAUAACAUUUUGUCUAAGAGGACAAUGGACUUCAAGGUGAUCCCAGUUCUGGCUUUUGUGCCUCAAGAAUGAAAGGAAACUUGCAGAACUCCUGUUUUAAGAUUUCUGAAGAAUGGAUGGAGAGCCUUUUACUUCCAAUUUCUUUUCCUCUGGAAACUUCCCUUCUGAAAUUGGCAUUACCUUGGAACAGAAAACUACCUUUGCCUUUGUGCUUUUAUUGUUUAUUUUCCUUGGUGUUCUUAUUGUCCGGUGUUUUCGAAUCCUCUUAGACCCUUACAGGACUAUGCCAACUGCCACCUGGACAGAUGGGCUGGAGGGGCUGGAAAAAGGACAAUUUGAUUAUGUUUUAGCUUAGAGCCAGAAAUGUAGCUACUUAGAAAAAUUUCUUGUUCUCACACAGGCAAAAUAAGCUAAAAUUGGAUGAAUAGAUGGGAAACAUAGUGAGCAUUUGAUGAAAAAAAAAUGCCUGGGUU
Messenger RNA from Ahaetulla prasina, 554 nucleotides. It is a transcript of the gene CTXN3, whose product is annotated as cortexin 3. The transcript is spliced from 2 exons. NCBI's taxonomy places the organism in Eukaryota, Metazoa, Chordata, Lepidosauria, Squamata, Colubridae. The record is from RefSeq and is a predicted model, not a curated record. Bases 194 to 436 code for a protein of 80 amino acids.